Messenger RNA from Morus notabilis, 693 nucleotides. RefSeq lists its product as uncharacterized. NCBI's taxonomy places the organism in Eukaryota, Viridiplantae, Streptophyta, Magnoliopsida, Rosales, Moraceae. The record is from RefSeq and is a predicted model, not a curated record. The transcript has 2 exons. Bases 1 to 693 code for a protein of 230 amino acids.
AUGUCUGACGCUUCGACCGAUUCCACUACUGUCCCUCAAUCCUCCCUGAACAAUCCUAGCAGCACAGAUGUUUCAAAAAUCAGUGCUACCUCCUCAGAAUCUCAUUCUGUUCAUAUCACCACAAUUCGUUUGAAUGGUGACAAUUUUCUGAGAUGGUCUCAGUCGGUUAGGAUGUACAUUAGAGGGCGUGGGAAAAUGGGCUAUUUGACUGGUGAAAAAAAGGCUCCUGCAGAGGAUGAUCCGGCCUAUGCUACAUGGGAUGCAGAGAAUUCCAUGGUGAUGACGUGGCUCGUGAAUUCAAUGGAAGAAGAUAUUGGCUCUAAUUAUAUGUGCUAUCCAACGGCACGAGAGCUUUGGGAGAAUCGGUUUUGGCAAGACCUUGACCUCUUCAACACCUAUGAGUGGAAAUCUCCCGAGGAUGCUCAACAUCACAAGAAGACUGUAGAGGACAGCCACACCUUCAAGUUUCUGGCUGGACUUAAUGUCGAGUUUGAUGAGGUGAGGGGGAGAAUUAUUGGAAGACCGCCCCUACCUUCAAUUGGUGAAGUUUUUUCAGAGGUCAGAAGAGAGGAGACUAGGAGGAAUGUGAUGCUUGGCAAGAAGGGACCUGGAAUUGCUGAAGGUUCUGCCCUGGCCUCCACGGCUGGAAGCAAGGCUCCUAUUUUUCAACGCAAAACUGAUGAAAAGCAGUGA